AUGGCUCCAUCAGUGCUGCUGCUUCCCACUGCCACAGGGUUUCUCUUCUCGUCUCCCAGGAGCGACAGAAGCGUUCAUCCUCUCCUCAGGAACCCCUUCGUGGCCCCUCUGGAGGUUGGGACAUCGUUCAAUGGUGCCGCCCUGAGAGGAUCUGGCUUCUCCAGGAACACGAAGCGGGAAUCCCCCGUCCGCUCCUCCCUGGUGGAGGGCCCGGUGCUGUGGGCCAGCCGCCUCUGCGUGUUCUACGCCCUCCUCAAGGCCGGCCUCGCCGGAUCCCCCUCCAGUCCAUUAUCCCCUUCUGGUUCGUCGAUCUUCAACAUGUUUGAAUACCUAAUCCCCUGCAUUCUUUUUAUUUUUAUUUUUAUCUGUGUGUCGCAUCUGAUCGGUUGCCCCGUUUCUCCCCUCCUUUUUUCUGUGUUUUCCAAGGUUCUGGGGUCAGGAGUGAUGAUCUCGGAUUCUCCAAAUGGCUGGAGGGCUGGCGAGGAGGAUCAGGUCUCUUCUUCUUCUUCUUUCUCCCUCUUGGCUUCCGAUUCCCCGAAUUCCUGUGGGAAUCGACAUUGAUCCGAGCGAUCUGGCUCACCAAACUGGAAUGAGUUCUUCAGAUGUGGAAACAUCCAUAGGUCGCCCUAUAGGGUUUUGUUGACCUGCAAACUGUUUGUGAAAAUGCCCACCUGAGGACACCAACUCCACAGGACAGAUUCUAUGUUUUCCAUGAAUUAGGAUUCUGAUCAGACUUGGCUGCGUGAUUCCCAGAGGACAAGGAAGCCGUGGACAGGAGGAAGUUGGUCAGCAAGUGGCAUCCCACCACGAAGGGCACCCUCAAGAGGAGCUACCGGGUUCCUUCCAAGACCGAAGGCAAGCGCCUUCUCAAGGCCAUCGCCUCCUUGCUCUCCGACGACGACCAGUUUAUAGACGCCACCUCUCAUAAGGUAACUCCUCUCCCUCUCUCUCUGUGUCCCAGCCCAGGAGAGGGAAAGUAAUAGCUUCUUCCUGGCUGGCUUCUUCGAAGCUCAGAGGUUUCUUCCACAGCUAGAGAGAAAUAAACAGUGGUCCAGCAACAGCUAGAGAGAAACCAUCAUUUGAAUUACCUUGUCUUCUUUCGCUACUCAGUAAGGGAUCCAGCAGGAGCUUCACCACCGUCUCCUCCAAGAGCAAUCAGAGAGAAUAUCUCCCCUUCGGUGCUUCCUUCCAGCUGCUCUCACUCAUUACUGAUAUGGUCAGAGUGGGUUCUCCGAUUCGUGCCGCCAUUCCCACCCUGAAUAUUUAUAUAUCUCUCUCUCUCUCUGGUCUUCUUCAUUCUCGAUUACGCCCUCUCUCUCCAUGCUUCUUCUCGAUUUGGCUUCUGUGCGCUUAAUGAGGAAGGUGGGUUCUCCGAUUCCUGCCGCCAUUACUAGAAUCCUAAAGUUCUGAGAGCUGGGGUUGGCUUCUCCUGUCUUCCAUCUUCCUCUAGAUGAACUCUGAUCUUAGGAGGGGCCUCUACGGCUUUGCAGGGUUGCCAGAUAAGGAGGGAGAGCGCCCAUGGCGAGAGCGUCUGCUGCAACAAUGUCAGAGCCCUCUUUGAUGAGCUCCCCACUCCGCACCUGGUUCUGGAGAUCACGCCGUUCCCCGCCGGCCCCCUCGCCGACAAGGACUAUGCUAAGGCCGAGAAGCUCGAGAAGGUCCUCAGGUCCGGCUCCUCUAUCUGA
This is a messenger RNA of Spirodela intermedia, 1685 nucleotides long. The record is from the annotation of a GenBank genome assembly. Lineage: Eukaryota; Viridiplantae; Streptophyta; Magnoliopsida; Alismatales; Araceae.